AUGUUCAGAUACUUGAACAGUCUCACUAGCGAUUUACUGGCGCUGGACGAACACAACAGAAUCCAGCUGGCAGAUGCGGACAAAUUCCGGAUCGCGAAUGAAUUGGUUUUUACAGAAAUCGACCGCGUUUGGGGACUGGUCUGUGCAGAGGUACCAACGACACCACCGAUCACGAUGGAAGAAAAGGUCCCGAUUCCAACACAGCCCGGAUGCAAAUUUAUUGGACGCAUUCUCGGGCCACGUGGAAUGACCGUGAAACAGCUCGAAACACGGACUGGAUGCCGCAUAUCGAUUCGUGGCAAGGGCUCCGUCAAAGAUCCACAGCGAGAAGAACGUCUUCGGAAUCGUCCUGGAUGGGAGCAUCUCAUGGAGCCGCUGCACGUACUAAUUACUGCCACCGAUUAUUCGCGCGAGCAUUGUGGCCAUAAGCUUGCGUGCGGCGUACGUUCCAUCAAGGCCUUGCUUACCAACACGGACGACGAAUUCAAGCGGCAUCAGCUUGUGCAACUGGCCAUCAUAAAUGGUACCUACCGCCCGUCAGGAAGAUAA
Molecule: messenger RNA, 549 nt
Organism: Gongylonema pulchrum
Lineage: Eukaryota; Metazoa; Nematoda; Chromadorea; Rhabditida; Gongylonematidae
Source: the annotation of a GenBank genome assembly